Panicum virgatum (switchgrass) is the source of this 1143-nucleotide messenger RNA. RefSeq lists its product as uncharacterized. NCBI's taxonomy places the organism in Eukaryota, Viridiplantae, Streptophyta, Magnoliopsida, Poales, Poaceae. The coding region runs from base 1 to 1143 and encodes 380 amino acids. Gene Ontology annotation, biological process: regulation of DNA-templated transcription. The transcript has a single exon. Gene Ontology annotation, molecular function: DNA binding. The record is from RefSeq and is a predicted model, not a curated record.
AUGGCUGCGGAGGACAUCAGCUUCCGCCCUCGCGACGACGCGUCGUCCAUCGCCCUCCUGCGCAGCCUCCGCUCCGGAGCCGCCGACUUGAGCUUCGUCCACCGCGCCGACGUCUGCUCCGCCGACCCCACCGACCUCGUCGCCAACCUGGAGCCGGUGCCGGGCACCGAUCUCGACCAAGGCGGCUACAACGCCAUCUGGCUCUUCUACUGCCCCAAGCGGUACAAGAACGCCCAAGGCAAACCCAGCGGCCACAGGCAGCGCGCGAUCGCCGGCGGCGACGCGUGCUGGCACUCGGAGACGCGCCCGAAGCCCGUCAAGGGUCUGGCCGGCGCCACGCUCUGCAACCUGUCCUACGGCCGCAAGGAGGGCUCGAGCAGAUCGUUCAACCGCAUGGGAUGGUGUAUGACUGAAUACGAUGAAGAAGGCGGCGGCGAUGGCCACGUGCUGUGCAAGGUUUAUCGCUCGUCGUCCUCUCUCGCCAAGGGGAAGUUGAAGUUGAAGCCGUCGUGGACAUCCACCAACCCCACCUCGUCCGAGCAGGCGGCCCAGUGCUCUUCUGCCUCCAAGAGAAAGGCGACGGCCGACCACCCUCAUGCGCGGCCGAGCAAGAUCAGCCACGUGCAGGCCUGCGCCUGCACCAGUAGCUACACCUGCGUCGACCAGGACUUCUAUCAGCAUGUGGAUCAUCAGCUGCAGGAGCCCUUGCUUACUGACGACCAGAUCACGAUGCCAGUGGGCAUAGAUUACGAGUCCCUGUUCCUAGCCGAGGAGGAGCAGGAGCAGGUUCAGCAGCAGAACACCAUGGUGACAGCCGAGGUGGAUCAGUUUCAGCAGAACACACUGGUGACCACAGCCGAGGAGCAGCAGCUUCAGCUGAACACUAUGGACGGCUUGUUGGGCGAUCAGGGGUACCACGAGGACGGUAGCUGCUCCGCGAACACCCAGUUCACCAUGGACCAGUUUCUGGAGAACAUUCAGUUCACCAUGGAGGAGUUGAUGGGCGGCCCGGUCUAUGGCGAGUACGGUGGCUGCUCCCCAAACACCCAGUUCACCAUGGACGAGAUGUUCAGCAGAUGCUGCGGCCCGCCGACAGCAGUGGCACCGAUGGAUGCUGGCUUCUUUGACGGCCUCGCCUUCUGA